Molecule: messenger RNA, 1017 nt
Organism: Paramecium tetraurelia
Lineage: Eukaryota; Ciliophora; Oligohymenophorea; Peniculida; Parameciidae
Exons: 5
Source: RefSeq, a predicted model, not a curated record
AAAAGAUUUAAUUUGCAUCAAUGGUUCGACUUGAGAAGCUUGUCUAUGAACAAUUAGUCAAUAUCCGUGCUUUGAAGAGAGAGAGAAUAAUCGGAUCACCAAGAAAAUGGUACUCUGAACCACGUACUCCAGCAAUGACUCUAUAAGCCGUCAAAUUAUUCACAUAAGGAUGGACUGGAUUAAUCUACAAGUUUGUUGAGCCUCUGUUUGCAAGAUUCUUGUACCGAUGGAUGAGAAAUAUCGGAUUAGAUCGAGGAGUGGCCAUGGAAGACUUAGUGUUAUUCUAAGAUAGAGAAUUGAGAAGAGACCCCUUAUUUGAACACAUUUAGAGAGAGGGAUUCCAUCCAUACACUUGGAUUUUGUUCAAUAAGAGAAGAGCAAGAUUUUCAAAAGUAGAAAGAGGUGUAAGAGGCUCUACUGCUCCUGAAUGGUUAUAAGCUGAAGCAAGAGAACGUACAUUGGCUGAUAGUGUUGAAAAUAUUUAUGAAUGGGACAAUUACGUAUAUCAAAAUUACAUGAGUGACAUGACACCAACUGCAAGAGGAACUAUAUUGUAGAAGUUAUUACCAUUGGAAUGGUUCCUCUUUUUCGAUACUUCUAUAAUGAAGUCAUGUACAAGGGAUUGGAAUACUCAAAAGAAUAAUUGGCUAACAUUCCUAAACCAUUCAAGGCUCAAUUAACCACUUGAGGAAGGCAGAAGACAAUUUGAAGUCAAUGUCAACAGAUUUAUUGAUCUAUAUCCAGGAGCAAUCGUUAGAGAGGGUGAAAAAUUUGAUUUCUAAAGAUUCUAUGCUCUUGAAGCAAUCAAUAAUAAUAGAGACCUCAGCAAAUUUGAUUCAUCUUUGAUUGCCUAAUUGAAAUCAGAACUCACUCAAUAGGUUGCUUUAAAGACAAGCACUAAAGUUAAGAAACAAAGAGCUUCCUUCCCAAGUUGGUUAUAGUAAGAUGGAAAGGGACUCUUGGCAUGAUCUAUGACAUAAAAUAUAUAAUACAAACAAAAUUUAACCUCAUUUAAAA